Molecule: messenger RNA, 1380 nt
Organism: Branchiostoma belcheri (Belcher's lancelet)
Lineage: Eukaryota; Metazoa; Chordata; Leptocardii; Amphioxiformes; Branchiostomatidae
Exons: 4
Coding region: 25-1380 (451 amino acids)
Source: RefSeq, a predicted model, not a curated record
CGCAGACUUCUCUGUACCCUGACAAUGUUGUCCAUGACAUGGUCCCGUGUGGCAGUGGGCGCGAUUGCCGGCGCGGCUAUGGUGGGGGCCGCCGGUUACCGCAGGAAGGUGUCGGCCAUGCCUAACUGGAAGGAGCGGGCUAGAGAGGAGGCCUUCAGGCGCGCCUUCAACAAUCCGCCGUCCAACUACCACGGAGAGUUGUUCGAGCCAACCUUAGUCUUCCCAAAGAAGACGCCGCCGGAAGACUACAGGGAGCUACCGUUCAUGCGGGUCGACUUCAGGCAGGAGCCUGAGAAGUACAUGCAGGCUGUCAUCGACUACUGCUUCGAAGGGAACACCGAGUGCGACUUCCGCGUGCAGAACAACAAGGUUCGCCCCUGGUACAGCGCGCCGUGGCUGGCCACCCGGUAUUUUGGGCGGGAACCUAUCCACGGCAUGACCAUGGAGAGGCCUGCUGAGCCUGGAUACCUCGCUACAACCGACAAACGAUGGAUUCAAACUUGGUCCGUGGGCUUCUACAACGCUUACGGGGGCUACACUAUCGGCCGAUUCUGGAAAGAUCCGGGGAAGCCAACACUCACUGAGAACGUCACUUUCCCUCCCGGCACGGUCGCGUUCAAACUCCUGUUCACCGAGGCGACAGAAAGGGACAUCCCCGCCCUGAAAGGGGCCAAGGUAUGGGAGGCAGCGAUCGCUAUGCCGACUUCCCCCAUUCCGCCGACGGCGUCCCAACAGGAAGCGCGCACACUCCUGGCGAACGUCUUGAACUGCACCGACAGGGGUCCCAACCCUUACCCACUCCGGCUUAUCCAGGUAGACGUCAUGGUCAGGGACCCAAGAUCUAACAUAGGUUGGCUGUUCGGAUCUUUCAUGUAUAACAAGGACCAGCCCUACGACACCGCCGCCCAUCCCGGUGAGGCCGAAUGGCGGCGGCUGGUGCCCGUGUCCCUGCAGUGGGGGAACGAUCCCGACCUCACCCCGGAAAUGUACCACGGCUUUGGCAAAAGGCCUGAAGAGAGUUGGACCAGCCCAAGAGUGAAAGAACUCAAACUCCUCCCAAAGGGCCGCCCCUACCUUGGCUAUCUGGACCGAACCAACGGCAUUGUGGACAGCUUCAUCUCGUGCUGCGCAUCGUGCCACUCCACCUCCUCCAUCCCGGCACCCAAGGCGGCACCCAAGCCCCCGGACACCCCCCAAGACACGCCCGACACGAUGACGUGGUUCCGGAAUGUCCAGGCAGGCCAGCCGUUCAAGGACGGAGUGUUGUCCCUGGAUUACUCUCUUCAGCUGAGAACCGGGGUCAGCGGAUUCAAGAAUUGGCUAAGCGAUAACCCUGAGCCUGGCGGUCUGGCCUGUUGGGGGGUUAAACGCAGAACAUGA